This is a messenger RNA of Phyllopteryx taeniolatus (common seadragon), 5097 nucleotides long. RefSeq names its product euchromatic histone-lysine N-methyltransferase 1b (gene ehmt1b). Lineage: Eukaryota; Metazoa; Chordata; Actinopteri; Syngnathiformes; Syngnathidae. The coding region runs from base 16 to 4179 and encodes 1387 amino acids. The record is from RefSeq and is a predicted model, not a curated record. The transcript has 27 exons. Gene Ontology annotation, cellular component: nucleus. Gene Ontology annotation, molecular function: protein-lysine N-methyltransferase activity; p53 binding; histone methyltransferase activity.
ACAGAGGGAGCCACCAUGUCACAUUGCCGCCGAGGUGAAUGUGCAUGUGGAGAAAGAAAGGAGGAAGAGGAACAAUCUGUUCGCUUGCUCACAAUUUCUCUUUUUCUUUCUCACUCUCUAUCCCUCAACCUUGCUCUCUCUUGCCUUCUUGGCUCCCUGUUCUCAGUGGAGGCCAUGAGAAGAAAGCAGCCCACUGGUCUUGCUAAAGGAAGCAUUUACAAAGGUGAAGAACCAUCUAAUAAAGGACUGGACCUGGCAAACAGUGGAGAAACAGAUGGAGAAAAAGUGGUAAUGGAAAGGCUGGUCUCUUCUCCUGUUGCAGAACCAAAGCUUAAUGGCACUGAAUGUGACAACACAAGGCACAGCAGCCCGACAUACAGUCCUACAACAGGCCACAGCAAGGCGUUAUCGUUGGUAAAUGAGAAUGGUAUGUUGGACAUAGAGACACCACACGGUUCUGUUACUGGGAGCAAUGGAUUUAUUCUCAUUAAGCCGCAACAGGAGGACAGCUCUGAAGCCACGCCUGGUUUGCCAGUGUCCCCUCACAGGACUAGCAGGCCACCUUCUAACGCCACCACUGGGCUACACUUGCCCAAACCUCCCCCUCCCUCAGUCUCUGGGUCUCCUCAGACGCUAGGUGACAUAAGGACUGACCCUGUUACAGGAACUACAUCAGGGGAGGAGACAAUAGACUUUAAAAAUGACACUGCCCCAACCACCACAGCUUCAGCAACCAUCAUGAUACACAGAGCUCGCAAAACCAUGUCCAGGCCUGCUGUCACUCUCGAACAAAAGCUUCUCAAGAAGGAAUUAAGAGAAGCAAACAAUACCAAAAUGGAGACUUUGGUUUCAUCCGACACACCGAAACCUUCACAGCAGUGCUCAACAGAGAACCAUCUACCUCAGAAUCCUUCGGAUUUGCAAGCUUCAGCACAAACCGCUUCAUCUGCUUCACCAGCAACUCCUGUAGUUUCUUCCUCUCCACUGACAUCAACGCCAGCCAAGCUCCAACACGGUCACACAGGCUUCUUUACAGGAGGGUUGUCUUUGCGUAAGAAGAAGAGACGGAUGGGAACUUAUAGCCUAGUACCUAAGAAGAAACCUAAAAUUCUUCGGCAGACAACAAUGCUGGAAAUGUUUAACCGUGUACACCCGAAUUCCAAGAGCCCUGAGACAAAUAUAAACGUAAAUGGAGAGAAGAUUGCACAUGCAUCUGAGGAAGAGGAGGAGUCGGAGGCGGAGUCGGAGGAGUCGGAUUCUGAGGAAGAGCAGUUGCAAGGAGAGGAACUUGGCGUUGAUGUCCAACAAGCAAAUCCAACGAUUGGGUCCAUCUCUCAGCCGGAGACUGAGCAGGAGGAAUCAGGGGAAUCUGGAGAAGAUGGAGAGGAGGAAGGCACAGAGUCAUACUUGAGCACAGAAUGUAGUCUAAAGAAGAAGUUAAAGAAGAAAACAAAAGGAGACAAUGCUUGGCUCAGGCCGUCCAGGAAGCACAAGAGGAAUGUUAAGGUCAAAGGUGUACUACAUUCAAGUUGUAGAAGCUACUCAAGGAUGAUCAGUGGAAAUCAGAUGCAACUGAGCUUGAGUUUGAGUGUCAUAGCAAAAGAAUCAGAGGCCUUGGCUGAACCUCCAGCUUCAUUUCUGAUGCACACAGAAGACAGGAAUGAAAACUCCCAGAUAACACCACCUGACAAACUCUGCAAUCUUCGUGAGCCUGACGCUACUUUAGAGGGCAAAGAGACGUCAAGUUCAACAGUGGAGGAGGCUCAGGAGCUGCCUUUGUGCAGCUGCCGCAUGGAGACCCCCAAGAGUCGAGAGAUUCUCAUCCUGGCAGACAGGAAGUGCAUGGCUACUGAGAGUGUUGAUGGACAACUGACCCGCUGCCAGGGUGCUGUCUUGAAACAAGAAAUGAUGCGACCUUCCAACUCUGUUCAGCUGCUAGUUCUAUGUGAGGACCACCGCAAUGGCAUGGUCAAGCACCAGUGCUGCCCUGGGUGUGGCUUCUUCUGCAGGGCUGGGACCUUCAUGGAGUGCCAACCAGACAUCAACAUCUCACAUCGCUUUCACUGUGCCUGUGCCUCAGUGCUGAAAGGUCAAAGCUUCUGCCCCCACUGUGGGGAGGAGGCCAGCAAGGCCAAGGAGGUUACCAUCGCCAAGGCUGACACGACCUCCACUGUACCCCCCACACUUGCUCACGGACCAGCUCCGCCCGGAGCCCUUGAGGGCCGAGCAGACACCACUACUGGGAGCUCUUUACGCCCAGGUGUGGCAGGUGAUGGCAAUGGGAGAGCAGACAGCUCGCUUUGCAUUGGUUUAGUAUCCGGGUUAGACUCCCUUGCUGUUCCCGGAUCCUCCAUGUGCUCAGAACUGAAGGCCGAUAUUGAAGCAGGAGCCUCAUCUCCCGUUUUCCAGGGACCACCACGAGAAACUCUUGAAAGCAUUCUGGUUGCUCUUGACACAGAGAAACCCAAGAAGCUGCGUUUUCACCCAAAGCAACUUUACCUCUCAGCCAAACAAGGAGAGCUUAAGAAGGUUGUGCUCAUGCUGGUGGAUGGUAUUGACCCCAACUUUAAAAUGGACUCGCAGAACAAACGCACCCCUCUCCAUGCUGCAGCUGAGGGAGGACAUCAGGAAAUCUGCCAUAUGCUUGUGCAAGCUGGUGCAAACUUGGAAACUUGCGACGAAGAUCAUCGAACACCGCUGAUGGAUGCCUGUGAAAACAACCACAUAGAGACGGCCAUGUACCUGCUGAGAGCUGGAGCCAGCGCUGUGCACAAGGAUGUUGAAGGGUUCACAUGUCUCCAUCUAGCGGCCAAGUCUGGUCAUGACAAUAUUGUUGAAUAUCUUCUUUGCACAGGAUACGUCAACAUAAACUGCCAGGAUGAUGGAGGUUGGACAGCCAUGAUUUGGGCCACAGAGUACAAACAUGUGGACCAGGUCAAGUUGCUUCUGUCCAAAGGAGCUGACAUCAGCAUCAGGGAUAAGGAAGAAAACAUCUGUCUUCACUGGGCAGCGUUCUCUGGCAGUGUUGAGAUUGCCACGCUGCUCCUGGAUGCAAACUGCGAUCUCCACGCAGUAAAUAUCCACGGGGACUCUCCUCUACACAUAGCUGCUCGGGAGAAUCGCCUGGAUUGUGUUGUGCUUUUCCUAUCUCGAGGGGCAGAUGUUUCCCGAAAGAACCGUGAAGGAGAAGCCCCUUCAGACUGCUGCAGCCACAACUCAAAAACUUUUGCUGCCCUGCAGGCCAACAGGAGAGAGAAGGACGCCAAGAACGUCAGGUUCAUUCAAGCACAGGAAAAAAGCCUUCACAGUGAUAUUGCUCUCGGGCAGGAGAGAGUUCCCCUUCCAUGUGUCAAUGCUGUUGACAGUGAACCUCACCCAGAUGACUACAAGUACAUUCUUGAAAACUGUGUCACCUCCCCGAUGAACAUUGAUAGAAACAUCACACACUUGCAGUACUGCGUUUGCAAGGAAGACUGUUCUUCAAGUGUCUGCAUGUGUGGACAGCUCAGUCUGCGUUGCUGGUAUGAUACGGGCGGUUGUCUUCUACCUGAAUUCUGCCGCGAGGAGCCCCCUCUUAUCUUUGAGUGUAACCAUGCUUGUUCCUGUUGGAGGACCUGCAGGAACAGGGUGGUGCAAAAUGGACUCAGGACCAGGCUUGAGCUCUUUAGGACCAGUAAGAAGGGCUGGGGUGUCCGAGCGCGUCAAGACGUACCACAAGGGACCUUUGUGUGCGAGUACGUAGGUGAGAUCAUCUCUGAAGCAGAAGCUGAGAUGAGGCAAAACGAUGCCUACCUCUUCAGUUUAGAUGAUAAGCCACAAGAUCUUUACUGCAUCGAUGCUCGUUUCUAUGGAAACAUCAGCCGGUUCCUUAACCACAUGUGCGAGCCCAACUUGUUUGCCUGCAGAGUGUUCACCACACACCAGGACCUGCGUUUCCCACACAUUGCCUUCUUUGCUAGUGAAAACAUCAAGGCAGGAGAAGAGCUGGGAUUUAAUUACGGUGACCACUUUUGGGAAGUGAAAAGCAAGGUGUUCAGCUGCGAAUGUGGCUCCUCCAAGUGCAAGUACUCGUCUGCGGCCAUGACGUCGCUGCAGGCGGACAGCACGCCAGAGAACCAGCAGCAGCCCAGCGCCUCCCCUGACACCAGCUCCUCCAAUGGUCCCUCCAGCCCCUCUUAGAAGUCGUAUUUACACACGCGUCGCUUCUCAUGGAUCUCAGGACACCUGUCCCAGUGUCCGGUAACUUUUUGCAGAUGAAAGUGUACUGUAUAGAGACACCAAACUUUGACUCUUGGGAAAACAUUUUGUUAUGGUGAACAAGAUGCACAAUUGGACCCCUGAAGAAUGUACAGUUACCAAACAGAAACGAGGACAAUUAAAACAGUCUUUACAUUUCAUAUUUAAAUUCGCUGGGAAGAAGAAAAUGGCCUUUUGCUUUCACUUAUCAAGAACCAUUCCACCAAAAUCAGCCUGUAUAUGGAAAUUUAAGUUAUCACUUCAUCAUGUCAUUUCUGUUGUCAUGGAGUGUUUGAAAAGACACAUCAAACAUUUGAUAACUGCUCCAAAUCUUUGAUAAAGAUACAUAAAUAAUGCCAGGGUGGGUUAAAUUUGAGUACAAAUACUUGAGAGAGGGAUGCUGUGUCUUUCCUUAAUAAGGUGAAUAAAAUGACCUUUCGUUAAGCUUGUUUGUUGAAGGGGAACUUCAUUGAUGCAGAACGAUUUUAACAGAUGAGUAACAAAACUGGUGCUCUUUUUCAAAAAAAACAAACAAAAACCUACAUGCUCAUUACCCAGGUGAACAGAAUUUGUAAGAUAAGAGAACCUUACGUUGUUUUUUUUAAUGUUCUGUUUUAUUUCCAGUUUUGCAAUUGUACUUGUUAGUGGUUCUGUUCCUAUUCUUUUUUUCUAUGAUUUUGCCAACUUAUCUUUUUAAACGUCGGUAGUGAAGUGACGAUUGUGCAAAAUUUCGGAUUGAGAAAAAAAAAAAAAAAAAAGGUUCCAGAAAUGCACUACCAUUAUUUUCUGUUACAUAUUCAUGGACCGUGAAACAUCAUUUGAAUUGGUUGUAUCUUUUUCAAUAAAUUUACUACUAAUGCA